CGUGCGCGCAGAUGUCUCGUGUCUCUCUACUCGCGAUCGCCCCCUAAUGGGAAAAUGAGGCCAAGCAUUUUACAGCUCUCCGCUAGCCUGUGCGAAGCGCUGCGGGGCGAGGAAACCGAGAUGGUGGAAGUUCUCCUGAAAAGGGGCGCAGACCCUAACCUGGUUCUGCCCGAGGGGAUUGCUGCUGUCCACUUGGCUGCCGGCAUGGAGCAGGAGAGCGGGGUUCGGUGUCUCGGCCUCAUCCUGCAGUAUGGCGGGGACCCCAAUGUCAGGUCCAUGGACGAGCUGACCCCCUUGCACGUCGCAGCUUCUUGGGGGUGCUGUACCUGCUUAAAGCUCCUGCUGAUGGAAGGGGGAGACCCCAGUCUGGAAGACCAGGAUGGGAACAGAGCCAUCGAUCUCGCCAUGGAGCAAGGGAACGAAAUGUGUGUCCAUAUUCUCCAGCAGUUCCCGGGAGAUUCAAGACAGGAGCAGAGCCCCUGGAUGUCCUACAGACAAAGGGAGAGCUACCUCUCCACGGACACUGAACACUUCUCCGAAUUUGGCAGUUGGCUGUCUGAAGAUGAGACCUUGGACAGCAGGUUCAACAACACCCUGAAAGAGAGUUUGGAAGAUGCGGGACCAGGCAGCUCCGUGCAUUACCUUGUUGCAGCUGCUCCGACUGGCCAUCCAAGGAACUGUGACCCAGAAGAUGAAGCGUGUCGCUUUGGGGAUUGUCCGUCUACCUCAUGGCUGACUGAGGAUUCUCAGCAACAUGGUGCAUUUCACAGUUGCUGCGAUCCGCACGCUCGGUUGGCGGCCUCGUCUAGCACUUUGCUCUCGUGUAGCAACAUGCCAAGAAACCAAGCCCCGAGUCUGUCUACAGUACGGGUUCCUGAUGUCAACUCUCCAUGCCCCAAAUUGGAACUGCCAGUUGGGAUGCCCCAGGAUCCCUGCUUCAAAAAUACCACAGACAAAGGGCAGCAGUCGUCUCCGGAUUUAGCAGCUUUUCAAGAUAGCAUCUCUCCUAACUCUUCAGUCGAUUCGCAUUCAGGGACUCCUAAAUCGAGCCCAGAAGUCUUGACAGCUAUGGGAUCCUGGGGAAAUCUCCAGGCCUCUCCCAUUUGUGCAAUUCAGGAUGAAUGUGAAGCGGAUGUCCUCGACACACAGGACGCUGAUGCCACCGUCAACCUUUCUCAGUACAAGAGCUUUCUUGAUCCGGAUCUCGUGGUGAAGAUCACUGGCCAGGAAGGGCUGGAUGUCACCUCACCAGAUCACAACUACCUUUUCUGCCAGUUAAAUUCCACGGCCACGCUGGACUUGGAAAAGACUGUGGUUGACCCGGCAUUUCUGACCAGAGCGUGUGGGAAAUGGGACGGAUGCCAAGGGGAGGGGAAGUCUUUCAGCGAGAGCUCAGACGAUGGCAGCAGCAACCAGUAUGCCUCAUGCGACAGCGAAUAUCUCGAGAGCUCCUUAAAAGCGCCAUUCUGCGACAAGGUUCAGAAAUACGAGGAGGGGAAAGCAGGCCUUGCCGGUUCUCCGGGCAGCUUGGAUAAUGUACAAAGAAAUUGUUUGUCAUCCCAUGCUUCCCAGGACCCACAUUCCAGUGCAUCCAUGUGCUGUUCAGGAGAGCAUGCGGACACACCAUCAGUACCAGUGGCUGGCAGAGACGUGGCCUCUCCCACCAAAUCCGAGGGCACGAGGCACUCGCGUGACAGAUCUCAUUUUAGAGAGACAUUUCCCAAGAUAUGUGCUGGAAAGAGAUCUUUGGAUCCUCAGAACACUGGACAGAGUGAGUGUAUGGAGAACAUCAGGGAGCCGAGUCUUUCCCAAAUGUCCCAGAGUGACCUUCUUGUCAAGGAUCCUACAGAGAACUGGGACUUUUGCACACUGCCGUUGAGGAAAUCACAGCAUCUGAGUGUUCCCAAAGACCCUGGGAAAGAGGACACCGCUCCUGUGGAGGCUUUGGCAGCUGUGACCGGGAAACAAAACACUAUUGCUAAAAAGCAAAGGGGAUCAAACAGAGCCACCUCUGCUGAAGCAUCGGUCGAGUUGAAUGGGGACCGAGGGAGAAGGCCCAUGGGGACCGAGGGAGAAGGUCUCUCUCAGAGCACCCAGAAUGUGGCGGAAAGAGGAGGGGAUUCAUGGGCCAAAGACACAGUGCUUAUCCAGAGGGGAACAGAAGAGACGCAGCCUUUACCAGUUGGCGAGAGCUCCGCCAUGCCUGCAGAGGGCACAGUGGCUGUCCCGCACCCCACUCUGAACAUUGGAGAGAACGAGACCCCAGAACUGAACAUGAGGCUGAGGACCAUGAUGCUUGCAACCAAGGCCUCCCACUCGCCAUUGCUCCCGCAAGACCAACGACCCUGCCACAUUACACCCCGCUCCAAAAGCCGCAUGGCUGCCUCUGCGGACCACACCAGCAGCAGCGCCUCCCUCUUCGAUGAAACCCUGGAGAUGCCGAGGCGCCCCAGGAGAGUGAGAAGUCCCGACAGGAUGCCGCCGACGGCCAGCGAAGCAAGGAAGCAGGAUGGAGGCCUGAGUAGCGAGAGCUCAUCUUGCCGGGUGGAAGAUGAAGCCAGUAAUCUGGAGGACACUGUGUUAAUUGCAGGUAGCCCCUGGAGCUGCCAGCAGGCCAGCGGGCAGCCGCUUCGUCCUUCAGGGGCACCAACAAACUCUGGGAGAAAAAUCACAAAUGGUACCAGGCCCAGCACAGAUGGAGAUGUAAAACUUGGAGUCAAUUGCUGUGCAAGCUUAGAGGUGAAGCCUCCCUUAAUGGCGAGCUCAUGGCUACCGAAGGAAGAAGAGGAGGAAGGCACAGCCCAAGAAGGGGUUGACCCUGUGGCUUCUUGUGUGGACCUUGGGAAAUCGUGUGAGCCGCAUAGCGGCUCCCAAAGGCUGCCCAGUCGGUUGAGGGUUAGUUUCAGCCGACUUUCCUCCAGAGGUCCGUCGGGCAUGCUGGGACGCAUCAGCCCUCUGCCUGAAAGACUGAGCCCCAGUCCUGACUCCUGCAACCUAGACGUCCCGCUGUCACCCGGAGGCCGACCUGUGAAUCUUAGCGCCAGGGAACCCGUGGAGUACCUCUAUAUGGAUGAAGACGAAGGGCACGCUCUCGUUGAGCUGCACGUUCCAAGCACGGACCAUUCGGUGGCCAACACUACGAGUUCUGAAGACACUAUUAUCUACGACUGGCGGGCGUACACUAAGAGCCAAACGGCAGGGGAGUCGGACAAGGAGAACAGUCCCCUGCGGGCUCUCCCGGAUCUGGACUGCCUCUCCGAUGAGGCUCUGGUCAGGAAGCUGCGAGACUUUGGUGUCAGUCCAGGGCCUGUGACAGGGCUCACCCGGAAGGUUUAUGUGCAGCUGUUGGAGAAGCUGAUGAGUGACCCGAAAAGCAAGGCCCGGAAGGGUUCCACAGGGUACAGCCUGGAGCUUUCUGCUGCCCUGGAAAUGUAUCAAAUCCCAGAUGGCAAAGAUGAUGAGAUGACUCUGUCCCGGCAGUUUGACCAGCCGGACAAGAGCCGGAAGUGGCGGGAGGGGGUGCUCAAGUCCAGCUUCAAUUACCUGCUGUUGGAUCCCAGGGUCACUCAGAACUUGCCCUUCCGCUCGCAGUACGUGAGCCAGGCAGAAUGCUUCCGGACGUUCAUCAGCGCCAUCUUCUAUGUGGGGAAGGGGAAGCGGUCCAGGCCUUAUUGUCACCUCUACGAAGCCUUGACACACCACAAGAAGAGCCGAAGAAAGCAAGGGGCCAAGGCAUGCCCCAAAGUCCAGCACAUUUUGGAUAUCUGGGAGAGCGGAGAAGGUGUCAUUUCCAUGCACUGUUUCCAGAACGUCAUCCCCGUGGAGGCCUACACACGAGAGGCCAGUAUGGUGGACGCCAUUGGCCUGAAGAUGCUGACCAAUCAGAAGAGGGGGAACUACUACGGCGUUGUGGCGGGCUGGCCCAUGAAGCGGCGCCGGCAGUUGGGCAUCUACCUCUUGCACAGGGCCAUGCAGAUCUUCCUGGCCGAGGGGGAGCGGCAGCUGCGUCCCCCAGACAUCCGCACGGGCCAGUGACGGGCUGG
Molecule: messenger RNA, 4043 nt
Organism: Heteronotia binoei (common prickly gecko)
Lineage: Eukaryota; Metazoa; Chordata; Lepidosauria; Squamata; Gekkonidae
Gene: ANKLE1
Product: ankyrin repeat and LEM domain containing 1
Exons: 9
Coding region: 55-4035 (1326 amino acids)
Molecular function (GO): protein binding; endonuclease activity
Source: RefSeq, a predicted model, not a curated record